GCAGCCAGUGGAACCAUGAACAUUAUGCUGUGUGUUCUGAUUCUCUGGUCCGGUCUCCUGGGGGCCACCAAGGCCAGCCCCAUCUCGGUCCCCCACGAGUGUGCCAAGGGUUCGGAGGUAUGGUGUCAGGACCUGCAGGCAGCUGCAAGGUGUCGGGCCGUGAGGCACUGCCAGAGUGCUGUCUGGAGCAAGCCUACAGUCAAGUCCCUGCCCUGCAGUGUGUGCCAGGAUGUAGCCGCCGCUGCUAGUAAUGGGGUGAACCCGGAUGCUAAAGAGUCGGACAUUUUGGCAUCGGUAAUGAAGACCUGUGAGUGGCUUCCAAGCCAGGAGUCUUCAGCUAAGUGCAAGUGGAUGGUGGACAACCACAGUGCAGCUGUCCUGGUCAUGCUCCGUGGAGCUCCGGGCACUGCCCUGGCUUCGGUAUGCACUGCGCUCACACUCUGUGAACCGCUACAGAGGCACCUAGCUGUGGCCACCUCGGAGAGACCGCUCACCCAGGAGGAUGCAAAUGAGGUGAUGGCCCCCUUCUUAUCCAAUGGGGCCCUGACCUUCCACCCAUCACAGAUGCCUGUGGGUGCUGUGUGUCAUGACUGCGUCCAGCUGAUCUCCCGGCUGCAGAGUGCUCUAGAGUCAAACUUGACCUUGGCAGAGGUAACUGUCCAGAAUCAGUGUCAGUCCAUGGGGCCUGGCCUAGCUGCCCUCUGCGAGAACUAUGUCCACUGGCAAUUUGUCCCUGCUAAACAAGCACUGCAGACUCUCCCCCCACAGGAGGUCUGCAGGAAGGGGGGCUUCUGCGAGGAGCAGAGAGAGUCUGCCCACUGGCUGGCUCAAGUGGCCGCUGUGGACGGAGUCCCCUCCCUAGAGAUGGAGCUGCCGAAGAAGAACGAGUUGCAGAUGCAGUUGGGCCUGACAUGCGAUGUGUGCUUGAACGUGGUCCAGGAGCUGGACAAGUGGCUUGAGACCAACAGCACAGAAGCCCUCAUCAGCCACGCCCUGGAGCGUGUGUGCUCCAUAAUGCCAGAGUCUCUAGUCCAACAGUGCAUCACCCUGGUGGACACCUAUGGCCCCAACUUGGUGCAGCUCGUGUCCAAAGUCACCCCAGAGAAAGUGUGUGAGACCAUCAGGCUGUGUGGAAGCAAAAGGCAGGCCAGGUCCAUCUCCAGGGUUGCGACAACCACACCACCCCUGCUGAUGGAUGAGGAAAACCAGGGCAGCUUCUGCCAAGGGUGCAAAAGGCUUCUGGGCGUGUCUUCCCAGAAUCUAGACCGCAAGAGCACCAAGCGGGACAUCCUGAAUGCCUUCAAAGGUGGCUGCCGGAUCUUGCCGUUGCCUUACGUGCUGCAGUGCAACCGUUUUGUAGCUGAGUAUGAGCCUGUGCUCAUAGAGAGCCUCAGGUUCAUGAUGAACCCCACGGACCUAUGCAAGAAGAUGGGGGCCUGCCACGGCCCCAAGGUUCCACUUCUAGGCACAGACCAGUGCGUCAUGGGCCCCCGCUUCUGGUGCAAGAGCCCAGAGGCCGCCGAGAUGUGUGAUGCCCUGGAGCACUGCCAGCGCCUUGUGUGGAAAAAGCCCAUCUCCAGAACCAAUGAGCAGCCAUGAAUGUGGCCACCAGAACUCAAAGCCUGCCAGGGCCAAGCUCACCUGCAGGCUUCUGCCUCCCAUGGGGACCCUAUGAAGUGGGGGUUAUCCCCAUGUCAUAGAUUUAAAAAAAAAACUGAGGCUCUGAGCAGGGCAUUGGGGCAAAGUGGAGCUGAUAUUCAAAGCCACGAUUUCCUGAUGCUGGGCGAAGUCAUCUUUCUGUCUCUGCCCUUACCACUGUCUCGAACAAACAGAAGGCCCCUCCUCACCCUUGCCCCAGUAAGCCACCCUCUUCUGCCGUGCUGUGAUGCUGAUGGCCUGGGGAAUGCAGGGUGAGAGCCCAGCUGUGAACCGAAGCAGUUGCAGGAGGGUCAGGCAGGUAAGGGUAAGUAGGUAGAGGGGACUGUCACUAGUCAGGCUAAUGGCUCUUACCAAUAGCUUGGUGUGGGAGUUGGGUAAUCUCAGACUGGGAUCUCUCAGGCUGGCUCCCAGGGGUGCAGUUGGGAUACGAGUGGCUCUGGACUUCUCUGAGGGAGGGUCCUGGGUCAUUGGCUAUCAUUCACAAGGGACAUUUGGACUUUAUACAACUCUUGCCCAUGUCUUGUCCCACCAAGAGGAAUCUGCCCACUCACCCAGACUCCAGCCACCAAGGUGCUAAGCAAUCUGGGGUGUACUUGAAUCUGGGUGAGCCCUGGGGAAAGCCCUGAAGGGUGUGAAAGGGCUAUAGCAUAGGCAGUAGCAGGAGGUCCACCCUAGUCAGCAGUCUGCUGAGCCUCAGUUUUCUAAUCUGUAGACUGGGAGGAUCAUGCCUGCCUCAGGGAUGUUGAAACAGUUUUAGGAAAUGUCUUCAAGUUCUUUCACUUAGAGACGGGCACCCAGUGACCUACCAGGAUCAUCAAAACCUAUCUUGGGAAUUGAUAGGGAAUUGAUAAGGUCUCUGGGAAGUCUGACUAAAUAGGUUGAUAUAAACUAGAAGUUUUCUC
Messenger RNA from Rattus norvegicus (Norway rat), 2561 nucleotides. It is a transcript of the gene Psapl1, whose product is annotated as prosaposin-like 1. Gene Ontology annotation, biological process: regulation of lipid metabolic process; adenylate cyclase-inhibiting G protein-coupled receptor signaling pathway; epithelial cell differentiation involved in prostate gland development. NCBI's taxonomy places the organism in Eukaryota, Metazoa, Chordata, Mammalia, Rodentia, Muridae. Gene Ontology annotation, cellular component: cytoplasm; extracellular region; lysosome. The record is from RefSeq and is marked provisional.